AUGCCAGAACUCGUAUCAAAAGGCACCAUCAUUUCUAAAAAAGGCUUUAAGAAAGCUCUAAUGAAAACUCUCAAGAAAGAAGGGAAAAAGCGUAAGAAAUGCCGGAAAGAGAGCUACUCAAUUUACAUCUACAAGGUGCUAAAACAAGUUCACCCUGACACUGGAAUCUCUUCAAAGGCCAUGAGUAUCAUGAAUUCUUUCGUAACGGACAUCUUCGAGCGCAUCGCGGGCGAGGCAUCGCGCUUGACGCAUUACAGCAAGCGCUCGACCAUCACCUCCAGGGAGAUCCAGACGGCCGUGCGCCUGCUGCUGCCCGGGGAGCUGGCCAAGCACGCCGUGUCUGAGGGCACCAAGGCCGUCACCAAGUACACCAGCUCUAAGUAA
Manis pentadactyla (Chinese pangolin) is the source of this 384-nucleotide messenger RNA. Its product is annotated as histone H2B type 1-A. Gene Ontology annotation, molecular function: structural constituent of chromatin; protein heterodimerization activity; DNA binding. Lineage: Eukaryota; Metazoa; Chordata; Mammalia; Pholidota; Manidae. Gene Ontology annotation, cellular component: nucleosome. The record is from RefSeq and is a predicted model, not a curated record. Bases 1 to 384 code for a protein of 127 amino acids. The transcript has a single exon.